Nicotiana tabacum (common tobacco) is the source of this 1768-nucleotide messenger RNA. The record is from RefSeq and is a predicted model, not a curated record. NCBI's taxonomy places the organism in Eukaryota, Viridiplantae, Streptophyta, Magnoliopsida, Solanales, Solanaceae.
GUAUUUAUUUUUGCAAUUUCUAUAAUAUUUGAAAAUUUUCAGUCUUUGAACCCUAAAACGAACAUAAAAUUGGGGCCUGCAAUUUCUAUUUGUUCCUCCUCCUUUGUGUUUGUCGAAGCAAAUUUUCAGCCUUUAAACUCUUAACCAACAUAAAUUCUGUAAAAAUAAUUAUAAAAAUCCAGUCUUUGGUUCCAAAGUUUGGAACUUUUUUCUAUUUUGAACUUGGGAUGAUCCUGCUCUGCUAUAAUAUAUUUUUGGAUUACUACUUUUUUUAAAACUAUUAUUUCAUUCGUUAUGACAUUGAAGGAGAGCCUUGGAGCAACAUUAUAGUUUGUUUCAGUGUGACUUAUAGGUUACUGGUUGAGCCGUGGAAUCAACCACUCGUGCUUGCAUAGGGGUAGACUGCUUACAUCAUAUGCGGUCCUUCCUCGGACCCUUCGUAAACACGGGAUCGGGGUGCUUCGUGCAUCGGGCUGCAUUGCCUGGCCUUUAUGACAUAGACUUACAAUUUUUGACUAAUCUAUAAUGUUUCUGCAAAAUUUAUUUAAUUAAGGUAGUGGCUUGUAGUUGUUUGGUGCCGUUUUCCCCUUAAUUUGCUCAUAUGAUUGAUUGAUUGCUUCUGAAGUUGAUUUUGGAUCAUAAAUCUCUAACUGAAUUGUGAAUAUAUUAUCAGCUAAUAUUAUCAUCAUUCGAGUUUGAUAAGUAUUUUGGGUUCUUGGAAUUAGAUGGGAUGAUUUCCAAGAAAUUGUUAAAGUUUUGAUUUUGACGGGUGAAUUUGAUUGAUUCUUAAAUCUUGAUGCUGCCAUGAGUGUUUUAUUUAUUCUUUCCUUAGUUGUUUUUUUUUUUUUUUGUGGGAUUUGUUUGUUGAAGCACAAAAUGUUGCUAUACUCUCUUGUUUCCAAUUGUCCCUCUGCAUUUAUUCUUCUCUAUAUUUUUGUUUGUUUUUGUUUCGUUGCAGCUGUGAACUUUACGUGAAUAAGUGAAAUCCUGUUAACAGCUAGAUGGGUGAAGUUCUUCCUCUGUGUGCCUCUCCUCAUGGCUUAUUCCUCUACACUUGGACGGUUUCCUCUCAGAAGUGCUGGCGGAGCUUGAAGACUGCGAUUUCAUUUGUUAAGAAGUUUAGGUGGGCAUGGCCGUCUUCAAUGGGUGGUCCACCAAAUGGUGGUAGGCCUCUCGUAAUGGGUGUUGAGAUGUUGUGGUGGUCUUUGGGCAUCCUUCCCUUCGGUUGCAUGGUCACUGCCAUUCUGAAUUUUGUUCAUGAUCCGAUAUCUUUCGUCUUUCUAUUUAUGUUAACGGGGAGCUAUAUUUUUCAUAUAGCUGUGCUAUACUCUAUUGUUUAUUGGCAUCAGUACAUGCCUUACCGGUUAAUUGGUGCCAAGGCGAAAUUUAUGAUUGAGGUCAUUCCUAUGAUAACUGCAGCAGCCUUGCAUCACCUUUUGGAGUUCAAUUAUGGGCAUCUCGCUCUACUGCUAUGCUGCACCACAUAUUUUUACUCCUUUGCCCACUUCUUGCACUUAGCAUAUGAUAUCGGGGGAAUAGACGUAUUGCUGGGAAUAGUCAUGCAAGUUCUUGCUUACAUGCUGAACGUAGAAUUGUUAGUUAGAGCUUUGGCUUUGAGCUUCUGCUUUGUUUUAUGUUUCUAUAGAUACAUGACGUAUUGUGCUCCUGAACUACCUGUUCAUCAUAAAAAGGAGUUGGAGCAGCUACCUUGUUGAUCUGUAUGUACUUUUUGAAAGUAAUAGAGAAACUUGCAAUUAAUUUUUUGUCA